This is a messenger RNA of Bombus pyrosoma, 876 nucleotides long. It is a transcript of the gene APC10, whose product is annotated as anaphase-promoting complex subunit 10. Gene Ontology annotation, biological process: protein K11-linked ubiquitination; anaphase-promoting complex-dependent catabolic process. Gene Ontology annotation, cellular component: anaphase-promoting complex. The transcript has 3 exons. Lineage: Eukaryota; Metazoa; Arthropoda; Insecta; Hymenoptera; Apidae. Bases 241 to 810 code for a protein of 189 amino acids. The record is from RefSeq and is a predicted model, not a curated record.
UCUGUUUUUUAAGUUUCAAAUUUCUUAUGGGUUAGUCAUAGAUGGCAGCAGAAGAAUAAACAUCACAUUUUUCUAUCUUUGACAGAAACCUUUAAAUAAAUAACAUUGUAUCUAAUUCGACACCUAGUCCAUUUGAUAAGAAAUUACUCAAUUCUCUACUAUUUUACGAAAAAUUUAUGUUUCCAGUGUAUUAAGAAAUUUCUGUGAUUGAUCAAGUACCUAUAGUUUAAAAAAUUAACAAUGAGUAAUAAGACUGGUAAUACAGGAGAAAUAGAUCCUAUACAGGAGGAGCUAGCUGGUCGUGUGCGAGAAGUUGGAAACCAUGCAAUUUGGAGUCUGUCCAGUUGUAAGCCUGGCUUUGGCGUAGAUCAGUUGCGCGAUGACAUAACAGAGACAUAUUGGCAGUCUGAUGGACAACUUCCACAUCUGGUAAACAUUCAGUUCAAGAGGAAAACAACGAUUCGUGACAUAUGUAUAUACACAGAUUAUAAAUUAGAUGAAAGUUAUACACCCAGCAGGAUAAGUAUCAGAGCAGGUACAAAUUUUAAUGACCUCCAAGAAAUAGAAGUAAUGGAUCUGAAUGAACCAAGUGGUUGGGUUAUCAUUCCCAUAAAGGACAUAAAUGAUAGACCUAUUAGGACAUUUAUGAUACAAAUAGCAGUAAUAAGCAACCAUCAGAAUGGACGAGACACGCACAUGAGACAAAUUAAAGUUUAUAGUCCCACACAGGAUGUUCUUGGACCACCUGCUCCCUACAUUGCAGGCCACUUCCUUACCAAUGAAUUUUUGCGUUAUGCUACAGUUAGAUAAAGAAAUAAUCGUUGUGGAAAAAAUUGUAAUAACAAGGAAUAUUAAUGAAAUAUUCAUUAGAGUUCA